Sphaeroforma arctica JP610 is the source of this 879-nucleotide messenger RNA. RefSeq names its product 26S proteasome non-ATPase regulatory subunit 14. The record is from RefSeq and is a predicted model, not a curated record. Gene Ontology annotation, biological process: proteasome-mediated ubiquitin-dependent protein catabolic process; protein deubiquitination. The coding region runs from base 1 to 879 and encodes 292 amino acids. The transcript is spliced from 3 exons. Gene Ontology annotation, molecular function: protein binding; proteasome binding; metallopeptidase activity. NCBI's taxonomy places the organism in Eukaryota, Ichthyosporea, Ichthyophonida. Gene Ontology annotation, cellular component: proteasome regulatory particle, lid subcomplex.
AUGACCGAUGCACCGUUGGUGGACACGGCAGAAAUGGUGUACAUCUCCUCACUCGCGCUGCUGAAGAUGCUGAAGCACGGGCGGGCGGGUGUGCCUAUGGAAGUGAUGGGGCUGAUGCUGGGUGAGUUUGUUGACGACUACACGGUGCGUGUUGUGGACGUAUUCGCCAUGCCGCAGAGUGGUACGGGCGUGAGUGUUGAGGCUGUAGAUCCCGUGUUCCAGACAAAGAUGUUGGAUAUGCUGAGGCAGACCGGAAGACCGGAGAUGGUCGUGGGAUGGUACCAUUCCCAUCCAGGGUUUGGAUGCUGGCUGUCUGGAGUGGAUAUUAACACGCAACAGAGUUUUGAGGCUCUCAAUCAGCGCGCGGUGGCCGUGGUUGUAGACCCCAUUCAGUCCGUGAAGGGAAAGGUCGUUAUAGACGCCUUCAGAUUAAUAAACCCGCAGAUGAUUCUGAUGGGCCAGGAGCCUCGCCAGACCACAUCAAAUAUCGGCUAUCUCAACAAGCCCAGUAUCCAGUCGCUAGUACAUGGACUUAAUAGGCACUACUAUUCUAUCUCCAUCGCGUCGCGAAAGAACGAGCUAGAACAACAGAUGCUUAUGAACCUAAACAAAAAGACUUGGACGGAUGGCUUGGCCCUCACGUGUUAUGAAACGCACUCAGAGGAGAACGCCAAGACAGUCGAGCGUAUGCUUGAACUCGCGAAGAUGUACACCACCGCCGUAGAAGAGGAGGAUUCGCUCACAGAGGAGCAGAUGGCUGUGCGCAAUGUGGGUAAACAAGAUCCUAAGCGUCAUUUGGAAGAGCAGGUGUCCAUCCUCAUGACCAACAACAUUGGCCAAUGUUUGGGUGCGAUGACCAAUACAGUGGUAUUCGGCUGA